AAUAUUAGUUCUUCUUCUUCAAUUGAGCAGCGUGCAUAAUUUUAAUAAACUUGUUAUUUAUUUGUUUACAUUAAAUAAUAUUGUGUGAAUAGUUUUGCAAUGAUUGAAUUUUCAUUCUGCGAUAUGUUAAUUUAAGCAAAUUUCGUACGUUUAAUACAUAUGUAUUGAAAUUAAGAAGUAAUACAAUUUUUUCUUAAUAAUAAACAACAAAGGCAUUUAGAACUUCUGACAUCUGCGUCUUACAGUGUGUCUAACCAUUUUUCUUUCCAAUGCAUUACAAAGAGGCGAGAUUGUUUUGGAUAAAUAAUUUAAAUUGACAUUGGAGCUUUUAAGGAGUUAAUUAAAUCAGGCGAUAUUUUACUGCUGAGCGAGCGUGUAUGAAUUGUUUAUUUUUUACGUAAUACAAGACAUUCAAACUCCCUAAUAGCUGUAGAGGGGGUAGAAAUUAAAGCUGUAACUAUCAAUACCCAAUAUUAGAGUUUGACAUUUGGAUGGGAUAAUCUUGUCGUGAUUUAAUUUGCUUCAACUUGAUUAUUUGCUAAUUUUGGAAGUACAUACUUUUGUUAAUUGACUCGUAAUAUAUGGCUUCUAAUGCUAAAAUUGGAGAAAUUGUGCUUGUAAUCGCCGUGUCCAUAUUUUUGUAUUAUUUUUUCUGGGUAUCAAUUUUGCCAUUUAUGCUUAUAGACGAAGGUAACUUGAUACAUUCGUUCUUUCCUCCAUUGGAGUACGCUUUUAUAUUGCCUGCCGUAUUUGGUGUAAUAUUUUUGGGUGGAAUUGUCGUCUUCACCCUCUAUCAUAUAUGGGAUUUUAUUAAGACGAAGAACGCAGAUUGAAUAGUCGUCUGAAAACUACAGACAGAAGGAACAAAAGAUUUACAUAUAAAAAAAAAGAAUAAACACAAAACAAGCAUCUCACAAACAACAGACAACGUGUGCUUAAAUAUAUACAUUAAAGUGAUUUACUUGUUGUAGAAAGAAAGAAUAUUAUAU
Molecule: messenger RNA, 989 nt
Organism: Calliphora vicina (urban bluebottle blowfly)
Lineage: Eukaryota; Metazoa; Arthropoda; Insecta; Diptera; Calliphoridae
Gene: Dpm2
Product: Dolichyl-phosphate mannosyltransferase subunit 2
Exons: 4
Coding region: 582-833 (83 amino acids)
Biological process (GO): GPI anchor biosynthetic process
Cellular component (GO): dolichol-phosphate-mannose synthase complex; endoplasmic reticulum membrane
Molecular function (GO): enzyme regulator activity
Source: RefSeq, a predicted model, not a curated record